Molecule: messenger RNA, 708 nt
Organism: Amaranthus tricolor (Joseph's coat)
Lineage: Eukaryota; Viridiplantae; Streptophyta; Magnoliopsida; Caryophyllales; Amaranthaceae
Product: extensin-like
Exons: 2
Coding region: 1-708 (235 amino acids)
Source: RefSeq, a predicted model, not a curated record
AUGGCUUCCCCUUGUCCAUUUUCUACAUACAAUUGGACUAAACAAAAGCCUUAUUCAUCUUCGUAUGGUGCGCCUAGAGUUCUAUGGCCACAUCCGGCCCAAAAUUUUUGUACGGGGUCUAGUUCUUCUAUGGGUUAUUGUCCUACGGAAAUUGAUCACACCAUGCACAAUCUUUCUUUAUCUUCUCCGGAUAAGCAAUAUUAUAUGGAUACCGGUGCGACAUCUUAUAUGUCACAUUCUCAAGUUUUUCCUUUUUUCCAAGACUCCAAACGUACUCCUCACGAGUAUGAUUUUUUGGAUGAUCCAAAUCCUUAUUUCUUUCUCCAUCAUUCUCAACCUAGCAGCAACAUCCCAUCAUGUAUCCCAAUCCCAUCUCCUACUGGGCCUCACCUCCCUAAUGGCCCAACAUCAUCCCCCCAUCAACAAACUCCUUCCUUCUCAUCUCAAAAUGUUGGGUUUAGCCCAGUUGACAGCCAGCCAGCCCUUAUCCCCCUUCCUAUUGGGCCUACAUCACACGGUGCAACACCACACCUUUUCAGCCCAUCCAUACCUUCAUCGUCUCCCCCUCUUCCAUCCCCUCCCGGCGUGGCUAAGCAUAGUAAGCAUGGAAUUUUUAAGCCCAAUCCAAAAUAUACAUCUCAAGCCCUUUCCAUUUCCUUUUCCUCUCUUCCCAAAAAUUCCAUACAUGCCCUCCGUGACCCGAACUAG